Molecule: messenger RNA, 1398 nt
Organism: Acaromyces ingoldii
Lineage: Eukaryota; Fungi; Basidiomycota; Exobasidiomycetes; Exobasidiales; Cryptobasidiaceae
Exons: 6
Coding region: 39-1358 (439 amino acids)
Biological process (GO): cellular response to starvation; regulation of autophagy; positive regulation of TOR signaling
Cellular component (GO): Gtr1-Gtr2 GTPase complex; fungal-type vacuole membrane; nucleus
Molecular function (GO): GTPase activity; GTP binding
Source: RefSeq, a predicted model, not a curated record
AGCGCGAGCAGGCUGAAGGCUUCCGAUAAGACUAAAUAAUGCCGGCAGCAUCCUCGACGGGCGUUGGGCCCUCCUCUGAGCCGCUCUCGGCCUCGCCCGCAAACGGCGUGAGCGAGAGCAACACCUCGAUCGAGGCCAAUGUCGUCGUCCUCGGUCUUCGCCGCGCAGGAAAGUCCUCGAUCCUCUCCGUCGUAUACAAGUCCAUGCCGCCCGACGACACUUUUUUCCUCGUCGAGAGCUCCUCGUCCAAGGGCAAGCCUGCCCCCAUCGAUGUCGACGCCUUUCUCAAGAUGAGGUUCUGGGACGGCAUCGAUGCGCCCACGACGGCGGCGAACCUGAUUGCCCAAAACAGCCACGAGAGCGGUGAUCAACGAGGUCGGAUAGCGUACGGAACCGCGGGCCAGCUGUAUUGGACGCAGUGCUCGGCCAUUGUCUUUGUCAUUGAUGCUCAGGCCGAGUUCUUCGAGGCUGUCUCGAGGCUCAACGAUGUCAUUCUCGAAGCGUAUGCGUCAAAUCCCCUCAUUCACUUUCACAUCUUUGUCCACAAAGUCGAUGGGCUCAGCAGCGACUAUCGGUAUGAGACGCUCCGAGACAUCGAACAGCGCGUUCUCGACAAUCUCUCCGAUGCCUCUGCCUCUUUCAUCUUUGCACCUGCUGCACAUCAUGUCGUCCAGGCCGCAAAGUCCUCCCGUCAGUCAUCGGGCACCUCAACUGAUCGACCGAGUCCAUUCGAUCAGAGCGAAGGCGGAGGGACAGCUUACAAGGGCGUUGGUGGCUUCUACAUUCCCUCGCUCGAGGAGUCGCCGAACCUCGAGGCUGACGUCCGCCUCUCGUUCCACGCCACUUCCAUCUUUGACUCGAGUGUGCAUGUCGCCUUUUCACGCAUCCAGAUCGCAAUGAUGAACGCCGAUCUCGCCAACACGCUCGAGGUCCUUUGCAACAGUCUCUGCAACUCAUCCAAGCUGGAAAAGGUCUAUGUGUUCGACGUACCGAGCCUGACAUACAUCUGUGCCGACUCGAGUCCGUUUGACGAGAACAGCUUCGAGGCCGUGUCCGAGUACUUGCGCUUCCUCGUCCAGUUCAGCGGGCUAUACAGCCCCCUGACCGUCCCGAGCCAAGCCAGCACCGGCGGGCAACGGGCGAUGGCGGAUCAAGAAGCGGUCAGAAACGAACGAUAUGCGACGAGCAACACGCGACUAAACCCCGACUUGACGCUGGCCUUUUACCAGAUCAAUACCCACCUCGCCAUCGUCGCAGUCACCCGGACUGAAACAUUUGCAAAGCAGUCGUCCAUGGUCAACUACAACGUCUCAAUCGCACGCAAGGCCUUCUUAGACUUGUACAACUCUGCAAAUUAAACGAAACAGAGCGAUAAUACCAUCCAUCAUCAUGCCCUUG